This is a messenger RNA of Populus euphratica (Euphrates poplar), 1093 nucleotides long. RefSeq names its product mago nashi family protein (gene MAGO). The coding region runs from base 65 to 523 and encodes 152 amino acids. The transcript is spliced from 3 exons. Gene Ontology annotation, cellular component: exon-exon junction complex; nucleus. The record is from RefSeq and is a predicted model, not a curated record. Lineage: Eukaryota; Viridiplantae; Streptophyta; Magnoliopsida; Malpighiales; Salicaceae. Gene Ontology annotation, biological process: RNA splicing.
CCUUUUUCCUUACAAAUAAUUGUAAGCGAAAGAAAAGAGAAAGAUAAAAGGAAGGAAAAAAGCCAUGGCAGCGACGGAGGGAGAUAACGGAGAGUUCUACCUUCGUUACUACGUAGGUCACAGAGGUAAAUUCGGUCACGAAUUCCUGGAGUUCGAGUUCCGCCCAGAUGGCAAGCUCCGGUACGCCAACAACUCUAACUACAAAAACGAUACCAUGAUUCGCAAAGAAGUCUUCCUUACCCCCGCCGUCCUGAAAGAGUGCCGCCGCAUCAUCUCCGAGAGCGAAAUUAUGAAGGAAGAUGACAACAACUGGCCAGAGCCAGACCGGGUUGGGAAACAGGAGCUGGAGAUUGUGAUGGGGAAUGAGCAUAUUUCUUUUACUACAUCAAAGAUUGGAUCACUUGUUGAUGUUCACAGUAGCCAGGAUCCUGAAGGGCUUCGCAUUUUCUAUUAUCUUGUCCAGGACUUGAAGUGCUUUGUUUUCUCGCUCAUCUCUCUCCACUUCAAAAUCAAGCCCAUAUAACAACCAUCGUCUUAACCAUUCAUUGCAUGCUUCAAGGGGCUGUUUUUGCGGAUGCUUGAAUUGUAUACGUUGCAGUAGGGUUUGUCAUUUGCUCUUUUUUUUUUUUUUUUCCUUUUAGUUUUAUCAGAAGCUGUCCAAGGUUUUAUCAAUGCUUGGAUUGAUGAAUAUUUCAUGGACUGGAAUGGUAGUGUUAUGAAAAUCUCUCCACUUCAAAAUCAAGCCCAUAUAACAACCAUUGUCUUAACCAUUCAUUGCAUGCUUCAAGGGGCUGUUUUUGCGGAUGUUUGAAUUGUAUACGUUGCAGUAGGGUUUGUCAUUUGCUCUUUUUUUCUUUUUUUUUUCCUUUUAGUUUUAUCAGAAGCUGUCCAAGGUUUUAUCAAUGCUUGGAUUGAUGAAUAUUUCAUGGACUGGAAUGGUAGUGUUAUGAAAAUUUAAUGUGUCCUGGACGCCUUUCCAGCGGUGUCUGAAAUCUUUGGAUAUGUUAACUACUAGAUAUUAAUCUAAAGAACUUUCAGCUGUGUUCCAAAUGUUCAGUACUGACUAUUUAAUGAAGCUGGUGACUUGGCUUAA